AUGGCGAACAAGCUCUUCCUCGUCUGCGCAACUCUUGCCUUCUGCUUCCUUCUCACCAACGCUUCCAUCUACCGCACCGUCGUCGAGUUCGAUGAAGAUGACGAGACCAACCCCAUAGGCCCACAAGGCCCAAGAAAGAAAUGUCAGAAGGAGUUUCAGCAAUCACAACACCUAAGAGCUUGCCAGCAAUGGAUCCGCAGGCAAUCGAUGAAACCCCGUUAUGGUCCAGGCGCCGACGUGGAAGAGCUCGAUUUCGUAGACGACUUUGAGAACCCACAAGGCCCACAGCAGCAACACCCGAUACUCCAGCAAUGCUGCAACGAGCUUCGCCAGGAAGAACCAGUUUGCGUUUGCCCUACCUUGAAACGAGCGGCCAGAGCGGUUAGACUCCAGGGACAGCACGGACCAUUCCAAGCGAGCAAAAUCUUCCAGACCGCUAAGCAGUUGCCUAACAUUUGCAACAUUCCACAAGUUGAUGUUUGCCCUUUCAGGAGCAUCCCUUUCUUGCCUCCUUACUACUAG
This is a messenger RNA of Arabis nemorensis, 522 nucleotides long. NCBI's taxonomy places the organism in Eukaryota, Viridiplantae, Streptophyta, Magnoliopsida, Brassicales, Brassicaceae. The record is from the annotation of a GenBank genome assembly.